ACACAGUUCUGGUGAAAAUGAAUUUCAAAUGUAUACACAAGUUUUGUGCAGCUACAUAAAGAAAAGAAGAAGUGAGAAGAGACUUCAGUUACUGAGCAAACUUGUGAGGAGCAUGAUGGCAAAUCCUUGUGGAAGGGAACGUCUUGGUUUCUCUAUUUUCAGGAGUAGACAACAGGCAGCAAGGGACAGGAGGUUCUGCAUCACAUGGAUCAACAGGAUGGUGAAUAAGGAGGUGGAGAGGCGAAUCGCAGAGCUGCGUUCAGAAUUCUUUCUCAUGAGUCUUGACCUGUUCGAGAUGGUGGAUGAGAAUCACGCACAGUGGCUUGAGGCGAUGGUCCAAAUAUUAAGGGAGUGUUCCCUACAUCACAUCACAGUGGACAGAGACUUUAAGACAUCAAGUUGGAUAAGGCAAAUGGAGGAAGGAAACAGCGACGAGGAAGAUGCAGAACCACUGGACCAGGGGACAAAACAUGCGCUUUUGAAAAAAAUGAUGUUGAGGACUUUCUCAGAUGUCUUCACUGAUGGUAACACCAGUGAAAGUGAAACCAGUAGCAGUGGAACCAGCGACGUCUCCCCUGGCGGUGACAGUAAAACCAGAAGCAGUGAAAGCAGUGGCAACUCCCCUAACAGUGACACCAUUGACAGUAAAACCAGUGGCAGUGAAUCCAGUGACAGCUCCCCUAACAGUGACACCAUUGACAGUAAAACCAGUGGCAGUGAAUCCAGUGACAGCUCCCCUAACAGUGACACCAUUGACAGUAAAAUCAGUGGCAGUGAAUCCAGUGACAGCUCCCCUAACAGUGACACCAUUGACAGUAAAAUCAGUGGCAGUGAAUCCAGUGACAGCUCCCCUAACAGUGACACCAUUGACAGUAAAACCAGUGGCAGUGAAUCCAGUGACAGCUCCCCUAACAGUGACACCAGUGAGAGUAAAACCAGUGGCAGUGAAACCAGGGAUGUCUCCCCUGGCUGUGACACCAGCUCACAACCAGCAGAAUCGGAUCAACAGGAAAACCAAACUGGCACCAGCCAGUUGAUGAAGAAAAACAAGAGAAUCUCAAAGAAUCCCUUUCUCCAAAAUCCCAGCUCCAUGACCAGCGAGGGUGAGGAGGAGAGAGUCCUGAUGAAUGGCACGAACAAGGAGGAGCCUUUGUUGACGGAGAGAGAAUGGAAGGAGUGGAUGGAUGAACAGGAGAUGAGAGGAAAUGUAAAGACAUUUGACCAACAGAAUGCUGAGGAACAGAGAGGGGCAGCACCUCCAACACCGGAGAAAGCAACGAGGAAGAAAAACGUAAAAGGAGUGGGCACCGUAAAGAAAAUCAAGACGUAUCUCGGCGACCUUUUCAGUCCUCAAACGUAUCAUAAAUGGGAGAGACUUGAAGAUGAGGACUGAAAGACUCAUCUCAACCAGGAAGUUCCUCAUACACUUUGUUGUCAUCCACCGAUCUGAGAAUGUGAAUUGCUAUGUUGAGUGAAUAAAACACUUUGUGUAUAACAAGUAUGAUCUCCACUUCUAA
This is a messenger RNA of Acanthopagrus latus (yellowfin seabream), 1517 nucleotides long. Its product is annotated as dentin sialophosphoprotein-like. NCBI's taxonomy places the organism in Eukaryota, Metazoa, Chordata, Actinopteri, Spariformes, Sparidae. The coding region runs from base 29 to 1393 and encodes 454 amino acids. The transcript has 3 exons. The record is from RefSeq and is a predicted model, not a curated record.